UUCCUGGAAUGUCCAGGACUGGACGUUCCAUCGAGCGGCGUCCGGCGGGAGCCCGGGCCCCGAGGGCGGCUGAGCGGGCUGGACCCCGCGGCGAGGGGCAGAAGCGGUGGCACCAUGACGACGGAGACCUUCGUCAAAGACAUCAAGCCGGGCCUCAAGAACCUCAACCUCAUCUUCAUCGUGCUGGAGACAGGCCGAGUAACCAAGACCAAGGAUGGACACGAAGUGCGUACCUGUAAGGUGGCGGACAAGACCGGCAGCAUCAACAUCUCUGUGUGGGAUGACGCGGGCACGCUGAUCCAGCCUGGGGACAUCAUCCGGCUCACCAAGGGGUACGCAUCCGUGUUCAAAGGCUGCCUGACACUGUACACGGGCCGUGGGGGAGACCUGCAGAAGAUCGGAGAGUUUUGCAUGGUUUACUCUGAGGUCCCUAACUUCAGCGAGCCAAAUCCAGAGUACAGCACCCAGCUGCCCCCCGGAAAAGUGGUUCAAAAUGACAGCGGGCCCCCAACCCCGCAGCAGCCAACUGGACCUCCGGUCUCCUCUCCAGCCUCUGAGAAUCAAAACGGGAAUGGACUGAGCGCUCCCAGCCCCGGGGCUGGCCCCCACCCUCCUCACGCUCCCCCGCACCCCGCCAGCACUCGGAUCACCCGCAGCCAGCCCAGCCACGCCCCCGCCGGCCCACCGGGCCCCGGGCCCCCCACCAACCCCAUCAGUAAUGGCAAAGAGACACGAAGAAGCAGCAAGAGAUAGGGCCCCCGCCUCCCCCCGAGGUGGGGGGGCGGGUGGCUGUGUCAGAGCAAGAGAAAGCCCCUUGAGGCCCGGAUCGUGUCUGCUAACUCUGUUGUACUUUCCCAAAUGCUUAGCACAGUGCUCUGAACACAGUAGAUUGUAAACUCCUUAAGGGAAGGGAUCGUUGUCUAUCUGUCGUACUCUCCCAUCCACUUAGAGUGCCCUGCACGGAGUAGGCAUUCAAUCAGUGCAAUUGAUUGAUUGAUGAAUCGAUAGCCACCCCCCCCACUCGGGGAGGAACUGAAGGGUUAUUGACUUGUUAGGCUCCAGCAUAGGUGGGGGUGGGCAGUGGGGAUGCUGUCAGAGCCUAGAGCCUCAGAACUGCUUUGGUUUCUCCCCCCCGGCUCGUGGGGGCAGGAUCGACUUUCCACUGUUUUCAGAAGACUCAGUACUGAGGGGAGCUGGGGCAGUGUGUGCAUGUGGGUGUGUGUGUGUAUUUGCGCGUGUCUCCGCACACGCAUGUCUUUCCCUAAGUUUCCCCAAACCUCCAAUAAAUAUCUCCAUUUCACUCAUCUCUA
This is a messenger RNA of Ornithorhynchus anatinus (platypus), 1310 nucleotides long. RefSeq names its product nucleic acid binding protein 2 (gene NABP2). Gene Ontology annotation, cellular component: SOSS complex. The transcript is spliced from 7 exons. NCBI's taxonomy places the organism in Eukaryota, Metazoa, Chordata, Mammalia, Monotremata, Ornithorhynchidae. Bases 115 to 753 code for a protein of 212 amino acids. The record is from RefSeq and is a predicted model, not a curated record. Gene Ontology annotation, molecular function: DNA binding. Gene Ontology annotation, biological process: double-strand break repair via homologous recombination; mitotic cell cycle checkpoint signaling; response to ionizing radiation.